Olea europaea var. sylvestris is the source of this 2537-nucleotide messenger RNA. Its product is annotated as transcription factor GLABRA 3-like. Gene Ontology annotation, molecular function: protein dimerization activity. Lineage: Eukaryota; Viridiplantae; Streptophyta; Magnoliopsida; Lamiales; Oleaceae. The coding region runs from base 882 to 2303 and encodes 473 amino acids. The transcript has 10 exons. The record is from RefSeq and is a predicted model, not a curated record.
UUUUGAUGAUCAAAGUAAUUAUUGAUAUUCACAUUUAUCACUCAUUCAAUUCUUUUGAACUCGUUGGAUUCAAGAAUCUCCUCCCUUUCAGCUUCGAUUGUGACCACUGCCUGAUUUAUUGAGAUUAAGAGUUCAAGUUAACAAUGAACUCUUUCUGGCGUCUUUGGUUCUGGGGGGUAGAGACGGGAUAAGCUCAUGUAUGGCUACCGAAAAUCAGAAGCAAGAAGAAGUGCUAGAAAAUAUGAGGAGGCUACAGCUUGAUGUUGCUGUCAGAAGCAUUCAGUGGAGCUAUGCAAUCUACUGGUCCAUUUCAUCAACAAAACCUGGAAUGUUAGAAUGGGGUGAUGGGUAUUACAAUGGAGAAAUUAAAACCCGGAAAUCGGUUUAGGCAGGAGAGUCACUGGCCGACCACCCCGUGUUACAGAGGAGUGAGGAACUGAGGGAACUAUAUGAGUCCCUCUAUGGUGGUGAAACCAAGCCACAAGCAGCCAAAAGGUUUUCAGCUGCAUUAUGCCCUGAAGAUCUCACAGAUACGGAGUGGUAUUACUUGGUUUGCAUGUCUUUUGUCUUUAACAUCGGCCAAGGAUUAUGACGACUCCGUUUACGUCAUAUGUCGCUAAGUUGAGGCUCGACUUGUGGGCUUAUAAGUAGUUGGCCACAUCAGCCUUAAGGUUGCCUGGAAGGACAUUAGCAAAGAACGAAACUAUCUGGCUAUGCAAUGCUAAUAGUGCAGACACCAAAGUUUUCUCUCGUUCAGUUCUUGCAAAGAGUGCAUCAAUCAAGGUAUUCAUCUAUUUUGUUUUUGCCCAGCUUUGUAUUACUCGUGCUUUUAGUAUGAAAGUUGAGUUUUGUGCACAUUCCAGUAAAUUACAGUCGACUACAUGAAUUCUUUUUCAUCAACAUGCUUCAUUAUCAUAUUCGAAAGAAAUAUGGUGCUAAUUUUUGACUUGCAGACAAUAGUAUGCUUUCCACACUUUGGAGGUGUAGUAGAGCUGGGAGUAACUGAUCUUGUCCUAGAAGAUCAGAAUCUCAUUCAGCACGUAAAAACCUGUUUCUCGGCAACCCCGGUUCCCAUUUUUUCCAAGAUUCCAAGUGAGCAAGUUCGUUUAGAGCUUGAUCGUGCUAAUAUGACCGAAACUGGCUGUGAUCCACCUUUGGAUAGUGGAGAAGUAUACAUCUGUUCUCCCGACAACUGCUCUGAUAGUUUUGGAGCCACUCGACUGAGAAACAAAUCAGAUGUAUUCGAAGGGAUUGAGGGGGAAGUCCCUCAACUGCAAAGCAGGAAAUUUAAGGGUGAUAGAAUCAGCUGUUGGGUUAACACUUCGAUGAGCGAUUCUGUAUCUCAAACCUACGAAAAUCCUAAAGGUAUUUCCCCCAUCUCAAAAGACACCCAAGAAUGCAGUCAGCAGAAAGACGACAAGAUUCACUAUCAGAGUGUUCUUUCGACUCUUUUGAAGGGUUCAAAUCAGUUCAUUCUGGGACCGUACUUCAAACGCGGUAAGAGAGAGUCAAGCUUUGUUAACUGGACGAAGGACGGGUUGUCAAGGGCUAAGACGGUUCAAACUCGAACUCAACAAAAAUUGUUAAAGAAAGUACUCUUAGAAGUGGCAAGAAUGCAUGAAAAUUGUCAGCUAGAAUCGAUUAAAAACAACGGAAAAAGAGAGAGCCCUUCUACUUCCGAAGUAGGCGAAACUUAUAGAAACCAUAUCUUGUCAGAAAGAAAACGCCGAGGGGAACUUAACGAAAGGUAUUCGAUUCUUGGAUCACUAAUUCCGUCUGGUGGCAAGGUUGACAAGGUAUCGGUACUUGAUAAAACGAUAGAGUAUCUGAGAGAGCUCGAAAGAAGAGUCAAAGAGCCAGAACUGAGCAAACGAGUCCUCGAGCUAGAGUCGAGAACGAGAAGUAAACCUCACGAUGACAUUGAGAGGACCUCGGAAAAUAAUGGACCUAACCAAGUUAAUAAUAUCAAGAAACCAUUGAGAAACGAGAGGAAGGCUCGCAACAUGGAUGGGUCGAGAGUUGGAAAUAGUCAACAUCUGUCGAGAAAUUCUUCGACUGUUAACAUCACAAUUGAUGCUGAUGAUAAGAACGUGUCGAUCGAGAUUAAGUGUUCCUGGAGGGAGUCUAUGCUGAUUGAAAUCUUGGAAGCCAUUAACGAACUGCAAAUGGAUUCAUUGAGUGUUCAAUCUUUCAACGCCAAUGGAAUUCUCUCAUCGACUAUAAAAGCUCAGUUUAAGGGAUCAAAAGUUGCAUCAGAAGUUGUGAUCAGACAAGCAAUUCAGAAAGUUAUGAGCAAGGUUUAAGGAUUAUCCUCGUACCAAGAUUAUAUGUUGCCCCUGUCAUCACACGUGAUGAAACAGGAAUUUGUAUUUUGUGAUUUCACUAGGUAGUUAUUUUUGCUCAAAUAAAAUUUUAUUUGUCUUUCAACUAGGUCAAUUAUAAAAAAAAAUGUUCGUUAGUUACGUAGUGGUAUUGUAUAGUGAAUAAAAUUGUAACUUUUUUUCAUUUUUUAACACGACAUAGUCUUAUUUAACGAA